Molecule: messenger RNA, 1805 nt
Organism: Pseudomyrmex gracilis
Lineage: Eukaryota; Metazoa; Arthropoda; Insecta; Hymenoptera; Formicidae
Product: dynein light chain 2, cytoplasmic
Exons: 4
Coding region: 383-652 (89 amino acids)
Biological process (GO): cilium assembly; microtubule-based process
Cellular component (GO): cytoplasmic dynein complex
Molecular function (GO): dynein intermediate chain binding; dynein light intermediate chain binding
Source: RefSeq, a predicted model, not a curated record
GUGCGUCGACUCUCCGUGCUCUCAGUCCUGAGCCCGAUUCGCAGGCAGGAGUAAUCGUUCUUCUUUCUUGGCCCCCAGAGUCAGCAAGCUCAAAAUUUUCCCGAGUGUGCGAGAGCAUCGGCAGCGUUAAACGGCAGUAGAAAAGACGGCAAUUCUCGUAGUCGUCGUAAUCGUUCACUUUUAAUUCUGUAUUUGCGUAUAUAUCUCUGGUCUUUUGCGUCUAUUAUUCGCGGCACAAAUCGUGCAAGUAGCGCGCGCGCUAAAAUAUAACGCGCCGUCCGAGACGACUUGAACGUACAGCCGCUCACUGACGUUGGAGCAAACCGGAGUGAGAAAGCCACGAUAAUCCGCUGGAGACGGUAUCAACGACAAAAGAAACAAAAUGUCGGACAGAAAAGCAGUAAUUAAAAAUGCUGAUAUGUCAGAGGAGAUGCAGCAAGAUGCUGUUGAUUGUGCAACGCAAGCAUUGGAGAAAUUUAACAUAGAAAAGGAUAUAGCUGCAUUUAUCAAGAAAGAAUUUGAUAAGAAAUACAACCCGACGUGGCAUUGUAUUGUAGGACGUAAUUUUGGUAGCUACGUGACGCAUGAAACAAGACAUUUUAUCUAUUUCUACCUUGGUCAGAAGUUCAAAGAUGAGCUACUUUUUAUAUGAGUAGCAAACGUGUUCAGCAGCGCUCGAAAAUAAAAAAUUACAGAAAAAGAAUCAAGAAUUUAUCACUGAAAGUAGAUACGACCUGAUAUACUGUGUUUCUCUUUCUAUUUAUUUAUUGUACAUUUAUUCUAGCAAAUUUAUUGACGCAUACAUAGUGCAUACAUAAAUGUAACAUAAAACGCUGUAUUUCUACAAUGUUAUAAUAUGAUGUAAGUUAUACUUUCGCUAUUUGCUACAUAUGAGAUUAGUUCAAGGAGUAUAUCGCCAGUAACAUCCAAUACAAAUUGUCGAUAAUAGAUUCUAACAAAAUGAUUUUGUAUAUUGUGCACGUUUAAUCGAAGAAAUUAUUAUUAUGCUGUGUUAGACAACGACUAUCUCUCACUAUUAGUUCAUUUGGCAAAACUUGAGCAGCUGCUUCCAAGAAUGUGUUCUCAUGAAACCAAAACAGUGCAUAAUAUCGGAAAUAAACUUUUUCGUACAUCCCGAAGAGACAAGUCAAUAAGUGAAGAGUAAAAUCUUGGCACAACGUCUCUAUAUUUUUGUUUGAGUUCGAACUCGAUAGGCUGCGGAAAAUCUUGUACCUGUCAUCAAAAUUUCAAGAGGUACUUUCAUGAUCGAGUCUGCAUGCAGAAGAGAUGCGGUAAAAGCAAAUGAGUAUUAUUAUGCUUAGCAAUAAAACAAAUCAGUUCUACACAAGAGAAGUGACGUACUUUCUUCUGCAGGACUAUAAUGUAUAUAUGUGGGAUAAAAACAUUACGCUGUUAUAAGUGAGAAUAUUGAAUGUCAUGAGGUCGAAUUUUCCCUAAAAUUAACGACAUUGAAAUAGCUCAAGGGAAAUGAAUUGAGGGGUGCGCACGCACGUGGGCGAUCUUUACGAGAAUAUCAAUAUUGCGUGUUCUCUCGAUAAAAUUUAACUUUGUUACUCACAGAAAGUGGCGGGACUGUAACUACUUGUUAUGCUCUUCAUAAUUUGCGUAACUUUUAGCUGGUGUAUUUCAUUUCCACCUCUAACAGACUGUAUACUCUAUGUACCCUGCGCUUUUGCAAUGUUAAGCACACAUAUGUUUCUAAGCGUACAUAGAAUUGCAUACAUGUAUGGAAGCAAUAUAUCUGCUUCCUCCUUCAAUAACAAUCAUUUUCUAACUGUUACAUA